CAUUUCAUCAUAGAUCAAACUGAUACUAAUAAUAGAAAAGAGUUUGGUACAGCUGUGUGCCUGUGUUUGGCUGGUUGACUUUUUUGUUUGGCUGUUUCUCCCUUUUAAAUUACAAGUAGUUUUAUUUGAUUAAUGGUUAGACAUCACUUUCAGUCUAAAAAUGGCUUCUUAAAUGCAUUUCAUAUUUCUGUGAGCUACUGAAAGUCAGUAUUUGCAUAGCAAUGCUUAAAUCAAACCUUUUAGGUGCAAUAGUUCUGUCCCACUUAAUUUCACCAUAGAUUUUCCUGUAGUGUAGUCAAAUACUGGAAUACAACAUUGUUUUAAACAUGCAGAAUUGCAUGGCCCCUCAGAUUUUACAUUUUUUAUAUUCAGAGUGGUUAUAUCUAUCCUAGCAUUUGCUAAUAUGUUACUAACCCAAUUGAUUAUGCACUUGAAAAGGAAUUCUGGAUGAUACUUCAAAUGUGGAUAGCAAGCAUCUCAAGAAGAAAGGUCCAUUUUGUGUGGAAAUAAGUGACUCUCAGAGGACUGUCCCAAUGACAGAGCUGUCUGCACAUUUACCCCAGUUUCAGCAUGGGCAGCUGACAGAAAACUUCCCUGAUACCCAUCUCAGCAACACCCAAGAGUCCAUGGCCUCUGCUCUGUUUAAUACUGAUCAGAAUGACAACAGUGAAAGACGUCGCCAUGAUAAUAGUGAGCGCCGAAGAAAUGACAAUGCCGAGUCUGAGACAAAUGGGCAGCCACAAAACAACAUUCAGCAGGUGGUGGAGCAAGAUGAAGAAGAAGAUGAAGAGCUAACACUGAAAUAUGGGGCAAAACAUGUGAUUAUGCUGUUUGUGCCUGUCACGCUUUGCAUGGUGGUUGUUGUUGCAACUAUCAAGUCUGUCAGCUUUUAUACACGCAAGGAUGGACAGCUCAUCUACACUCCUUUCACAGAAGAGACAGAGACAGUAGGACAGAGAGCCCUGAAUUCUAUUCUUAACGCAGCCAUCAUGAUCAGCGUUAUCAUUGUCAUGACCAUCCUCCUGGUUGUGCUUUACAAAUACAGGUGCUACAAGGUGAUCCAUGGUUGGCUUAUAAUUUCUUCUCUUUUGCUGCUUUUCUUUUUCUCAUUCAUCUACCUGGGUGAGGUUUUUAAGACAUACAAUGUUGCCAUGGACUACAUUACGGUUGCACUCAUGAUCUGGAACUUUGGUGUUGUGGGAAUGAUUUGUAUCCAUUGGAAGGGUCCUCUUCGGCUCCAGCAGGCAUAUCUCAUUAUGAUAAGUGCUCUCAUGGCCUUGGUGUUCAUUAAGUACCUUCCUGAAUGGACUGCAUGGCUCAUCCUGGCUGUCAUUUCAGUGUAUGAUUUGAUUGCUGUCCUGUGUCCUAAAGGUCCUCUUCGUAUGUUGGUUGAAACAGCUCAAGAGAGAAAUGAAACUCUCUUUCCAGCACUUAUUUACUCCUCAACAAUGAUAUGGCUUGUGAACAUGGCUGAGGAAGAUCCAGAAGCCCAACGGAAGUCCAAAAACUCCGCUUUUGGUAAGCAAGCUCCAGCAAGCCGGACCCAGAAUGAAGAUGCUGAAGCAGAUGAUGGUGGCUUUAGUCAGGAGUGGCAGCAACAGAGGGACAACAGAAUAGGACCCAUUGAAUCAACACCCGAGUCACGUGCUGCUGUGCAGGCUCUACCCAGUAACUCUCAAACAAGUGAAGACCCUGAAGAACGAGGAGUAAAGCUCGGUUUAGGAGACUUCAUUUUCUACAGUGUCCUCGUUGGCAAAGCCUCUGCAACAGCAAGUGGGGACUGGAAUACAACUUUAGCAUGUUUUGUAGCCAUAUUAAUUGGUUUGUGCCUUACACUUCUGCUUCUUGCCAUCUUUAAGAAGGCCUUACCAGCUCUUCCAAUCUCCAUAACAUUUGGGCUAGUUUUUUACUUUGCUACAGAUAACUUGGUGCAACCAUUUAUGGACCAGCUAGCAUUCCAUCAAUUUUAUAUCUAGCAGACAUGAUUCUGAAAUGGAUAUCUGUAGCAAAUCUGGGAGGAGGAAAAAUGGUUUUCCCUCAGCUCUCAAGGGAGACUGAAGACAAAUACUCAAGAUUCCAAGGCGGAAUCAUUGCAACUUCCUCCAAUGGUGGUUUUUGGUUUGGUUUUUUCCCUGAGACAACUGCUGCACUGGGCAUCGUAUGAUUUUUCCUGUGUGAAAGUGGCUUCUUCCUGAUGGCCAGUCUAAGCCAGGUGCUGUUAUAUCAGAGAUCAUCUGAUAUACAUAUCUCUGGUAAGGACCACCUGUGUGAAAAUUGCUAAUGCUUCCACCAGCAACAUGAUCUCUUACCACAGGCUGAUUGUUUUCACAGCGCUAAGGGUGCUCAGGACUUCCUUGUUGUUAACAGAGGAAGCUGACAAAUCCCAUGGAACUUGUCCCUGUAACCGCUUGAAGAGAGAGAGCCCAAUCUGGACUUCUUCAGCAGUGACAUUUUGACAGUGGAGUCCCGACUGUGUAAGGGGAAAGGACUUUGUAGCAACUCGACAAAGGGAGAAAGUACUGUCACUCUAAGAGUGCUCCAUGACUUCAUAGCCUCUGUGCCUGAGUGUGUUUGGUUUAGUAAAUCUAAAACUUUUUCUCUUUUCCCACACUGGAACUAGAACCUUUUUUCAGUUUUAAUACUUUGCUUUCUCAAGCAUGGAGUGCACCUUCUGUACACCUGCUCCUGUUUAUUUAGCUGCUUAGGCUUGGACUGAAUUAUUUGGCAGUAGAGGAUCAUAAGGUCCUGAUUUGGAUCCUACAUUCUAAAAGGUUAAUAAACUACAUUAAAAAGCAGUUUGGGGACUUACUCUUCGUGCUCUUGCAAAUAAUUUUGCUAGAACACCAUUUCAAACCCCACAUUUGAAAAUAGUCACUAACAGCACGGACUGCAUCACUGGUGGAUGUUCCUUCUUGUUGGCAUUCUUAUGAAACAAGUAGGUGUUUGCAGCAAUCCCAGAUGGAGUUUAGCUUGGCAGAUCUAGAGAUCAAAGUGUUAUUAGGAGCUCUUCUAUUGCAUCGUUGAAAUUCUUGGUCAUCAAAAACGUGGUUUAGAGUUCUGUUGAACUGCGUAUUGGUCACUCAGCUGUCUAACACCUCAGGGUGGCAAGGAUUUUUCUUGUGCAGUAUCUUUAUUGAUGAGGAUGCUUAAGUUACGUGAGAGAUUGCUUAAUGUCACUAAGGAGCAAAAUUCGUGACUCUCUUCACUUUAAUUACCUCUCUUGUGAGGAGCUGGUGAUUGGCAAAAUGAAAGACAAUUCAAUAUCACUGAAAAGAAGAUAGGAGAUUUUGAACUUCUUAUAAGAAGAGUCUGUUCAAACCUUAAAACUGCUAAACUGAUUUCUUCUUCAUUUGAAAGAACUCCUUUAUGAAUAAUGGCUUGGAAAUGAGACAAGUGAGAUGAAGGUGGUUUUGCCAUAAAUUCUUACUGUGUACAAGUAAUGUUUUUUCUUGGGAGCCAUAGGGAGUGGAUAGGCAUUCUAUUUUACUUGUAUCUUGAUACUGGAGUCCUUGCCAAGUAGAGCAACUGUCAAAAUCCUAACACUAGCUCCUUUUACCUUUUUUUCCUGGGGUUUUAUUUCAGUGCCUAUAGAUUCAUAGGACUGAAACAUCAGAGAUGCUCAUCAACCAUUGCCCAAGUAAAGAAAGAAAGACUGUGAUGUAUAAAUCUGCUUUAAAACCAAGAAAGGCAUUAUUUGAUUGUUCUUAGUAAUAUAUGUAUUUUCCAGUAUGACUUGUUAACUGUAGUGUUAGCAUUUACAUUUUCAUAAAAUACAUUGUCUUGUCUCAUCUGAAGUACUUUUAUUCAUCUCAUUUGUGUGCUGAUUCAUUGUGUAUAGCAUUAAUAAACCAACUAUAUCAAAAGUGCUUACAGUAACUUUUCAAGUUAAACUUGUUUGUGUUUUCUAGCUUAAAUUACUGUUCCAUAUUUUGUUGCAAUGAAGUCUGACUUAAAACAGGUUGGUUGGUGAGGGUUUUACAGAUUUCUGUUGUCACUUCUUGAUUAGUUUUUGUAUUUGGGUUUUUUUUUUUUAACAAGACUUUGUUUAUAUACCAUUGUAACUUGUUCUUUUCCUGAGCUAAAAUAAAUCCCUCAUGUGUUUUAUUGGGCAUCUCAGCUAUAGUUCCACUGUAUAGAACACGUUUGCUAGGAGUUUGCAUUGCUAGCAUUUGUGUAUCUGAGCUGGCUCUCAGUUAAGGGUUGUGACUUAAAUGCAGAAGUCAUCUCUCUUACUUCUUUUUUGGCUUGGAUAUGCACCAGGGGAACAUUACCUCCAUUAAGAGUGGCUUUAGAAUAUGUAGAAAUGUACAAAAGCUUUUUCACGUACUUGAAUGGAUGUUAGAUGUGCAACCCAAGGAAGAGCUCCUUCCAACACUAAACUGCCAGUCUUCCACUUUCCAGAGCUGCUUCUGUUACUCUGAAGUGUUAAUUUCUGAGCUAGUGUAGAGUUACAGUGGUAGAGACUAUAAAAUUUGUAUUCACAGAAGCUGCUCAAGUUUAUGUUUGAAUCUCAAAAUAGGUUUAGAAGGGCAAUUGCUUUUAUAAGUAGCUGUAUGUUAAAGUACACUGCUUAUUACCAGGUCUUAGGUACACCUUCAAAAACCAGAUGAAAUUUUCUAGAUUUGCCCUCUCAGGCCAAAUCAUGGUAGCUUAUGUUUCAGAUGAGGUCUUGCAGCUAAGGAUUAUCUCAGAACAGAGGUCCAAAUAAGGUUCAGUGGCCAAUAGGUUUUGUUUGCAUUUGGGUUGUUACUACACAAAUGUGAAGGUUGUGUCACUUUUCUUUGUCUUGAAACACCGAUCUAAUUUGAAGAUUCACCUCGGUUAGAUUGUUGUAACUGAAAGAUUUCUCAUAAGUAGUCUGCAUUUUAUAGAGAGUUUCCAUUAUUAUUAAAUUAGUAUGUUAAUGACAGCACAUUAGGCUGUAGCUCUGAAAGAACUAUGGUGUAAGCUGAGUAGAUUCAUCCCUUCUGUGCUCAGGCAGAUUGACUUGUAGCUGUUGUGUGGCUGUUCCAGUGUUCAUACUUCAAAACGGCUGUCACAGUAGCUUUCUUUCCCCAUUCAACUUAGAGCAAUAGGUCUCCUUCUUUAGCUAAGAUUCAAUUCAAUAUAUAAAUGAGAAGACAUAAUAGUUUUCCUAAAUUCCAGGCACUUGUGUUUGUCUCUUUUUUUUUUUUUUUUUUUUUCUUCCCUUCUAUGGGGGGAUUUAAUCCAGGGCAAAGAAAGAGACCCCUGGAAGUUGGUUUUACAGCAAAGGCUUAGGGUGCUGUUGUACCUGUGUGUGGCUAUUAUGGUCACACUCAAAUUCAAGUGUCAUCUGUGUGAGGUGCAUCCUGAAGGUGUAAGAAUGUAAUGCUGCAACACAUUCACGAUAGUUCUGGAUGGGUAGAUGAUGACUUCUUUGAGCCAAAAAAAUCAAGGGCUGUGCUCCACUAAAAAUGGCUGAUCUCCUCAAUGUACAAAGCAGACAUAGGCUAUUUCAGGCAUGGGAGGCUGGUGCUUCUCAGACAUACAGAUAUAUAUCUGUUCCUUUAGACAUACAGAUUCAUGGACUCUGGACCUGUAGAUGACAACUCUUCUGCCAUUAGUGUGGUCAAGGAUUAAAUAUGCAGAAGUGACUUUGGGGUUGAUGGUACUGUUCAACAAAACUUAGCAAAAUGCUUUAUUUCAAAAAUUACUUCUGACAGUGCUGUUGAAACAAGUUUAAUAGACUGUGGAACAUGUCUGCACUGUGAUUGCAUCUCAGUGGUAACUUGGUCAUUGGAAACGCUGAAACAUGAACUAGAAUGGAAUUCUUUUACACUCAAAGCAUUUGCUGUUUUCUUUUUUACAGACACUGGUUUGUACAUAACCUGAAUUAAAUGUGAAUGUUUUUUAAACAUCUUUCCGGUUCUUGGUAAGAUAUGGUUUUGAUAGAUUAUUGCAAAUUCUCCUGUAUUUGUCUAAUAAUUAAAAUAAAAGUUGCAUGGAUCCUGA
Molecule: messenger RNA, 5973 nt
Organism: Onychostruthus taczanowskii (white-rumped snowfinch)
Lineage: Eukaryota; Metazoa; Chordata; Aves; Passeriformes; Passeridae
Gene: PSEN1
Product: presenilin 1
Exons: 12
Coding region: 534-1976 (480 amino acids)
Biological process (GO): calcium ion transport; negative regulation of apoptotic process; amyloid-beta metabolic process
Cellular component (GO): neuromuscular junction; perinuclear region of cytoplasm; cell surface
Molecular function (GO): cadherin binding; beta-catenin binding; aspartic endopeptidase activity, intramembrane cleaving
Source: RefSeq, a predicted model, not a curated record